UGGUUACGUCACGAUGUAAUUGAGGUAGCACACCGGCGAAGUGUAAUAGUAUAGCUUAGGUCACUCUGACCUCCUCUUUUGUACCUAAAAAAAAUUAUGGUACGUAGGUAAAAAAAUGGGAAAAAAAUUGUACAGAUUAAAUAAAUUAAUUUAUCUUUGAAAUAAAUACUAUUACAAGUCACAAAACAGAUCAUAACGAACGUGAAAGCUGAUGAAACUGACACUGCUGCAAUUCCCCAUAAAUCCUUUGUUCAAAAAGUUUUUUCUAAAACCAAAAACCAUUCUCUGGGUUUUAUUCUGUUCUUUCUGCUGGAAUCAAAGUUUUCGAUUUCUGCAAAAAAAAAAGGCUCUGUUUCUUCCAAGUUGGAAACUUGGAUUUGAUCAUCAGAACUAAGCGGGCAUUACCAUUAAUUUGAUUAUUAAAUUGUGAAUUCGAGUUCUGUGUAUGCGUAUAUUGCUCGGACAUGGAUAGAAGGGAGAGUGCAUGUCUUAAAGUAGAUCACAGAGGUGUACACCCUACCAUUGCUGCAGUUUUGGCCUCUGCAUUUCUUGAAUGGUUUUUGAUCUUCCUGCUGUUUAUUGAUGCUAGUUUCUCGUACAUAGUCACCAAAUUCGCUCGUAGUUGUAAACUGCAAAUCCCAUGUCUUAUGUGCUCAAGACUUGAUCAUGUAUUGGGAAAAGAAAAAGAAGGCUUCUAUUGGGAUUUGAUCUGCAAUGGGCAUAAACUAAAGAUAUCUUCUUUAGUUCUUUGUAGACACCAUAACAAACUUGUUGACGUUCACGAAAUUUGUGAAAAUUGCCUUUUCUCCUUUGCCACUGUGAAUAAGUCAAAUUCUGAAACGUACAGACUGCUAGUAGGGAAAUUAGGAGAUGGAACUCAUCAGGAGCUUGAUCAUGAUCAUUCGCUUGCUGAUCAUGACAUUAAUGCGACUGAUGGAAGAAAGUGUUCUUGUUGCAAUGAGCAUUGGAUUCCUAGAGGUCACAUGAGCCUGCUGUUUCCAACACAAUCAAUUGGUGACGAGUCAGGUGGUUUUGGUUCACCUCUAUCGGCAACUAAGCAACAUGACGUAAAUGAUCCCGACGAGAUCCACGAUGUUCUGUACCAGCAAACUAGAAUUUUCCAAACGGAGAAGAGGAGCAUUGACCCGUUGCCACAUGUUGGGUAUGAGAAGGUCAGGAUGAAUUCUGAUUCAGAAUCGGAAGCUGUUCAAUCUGAUGAUGAUUUUCCAACCGCACGUUCUACGACUGAUCAACGAAAAGAGAUCUUCGAUACUAAACAUGAAGAAAAUGAUUCACAUAUUGAUGAUGUUGAUCCAGAAAAAACUAUAUAUCCAGCUUCUUCAAUCAUAGAGUUAGAACCACUGCCGGAUCCCACUAGUGUGCUUUGUGCACCUGCAGUGCCAGGGUUAAGAGAGCUCAAACAGGAGCAUGUUCCACUCAAAACAGAUCUUUCUGCAACAUCUGAUCUGAUAUCUUUUGAUGAUGUUCUUCAAUCUUCCGAUGCAUUUCCAUCUCCAGUUAAUGAUUCUCAAGAGAAGGAGUCGGAGAAAAUGGGUAACACGCCUAGUGAAAUGACUGCAGCAACUAACUCCACAAUAUUAAAUGAAAAGCAAUCUGAUUUAAAAUCAGAUACAUUUGACUCUGGUCCACAGAUUGUCAGUACUUUGGAACUUGGUGAUGCAUAUAAGCUUGCUGUUAGGGGACGACAAUUUUCAGGAAAGCUUUUGGAACAGAGAUCAUUCAAGGACUCAUCAAGAAUGAGUGAAGACUUGAAGCUCUUGCUAUCACAACUAUCUGCUGCUCGCGGGAUUGAACCUUUUUAUGAUAUAAGCCCCAGGAUUUCAGGAAAUAUUGACGAUUUCAGAACUGAUGAUUCUAAUUCUGUUGGGAUACAGAUGCUGCAGAAGAGGAUCUCUCUGGAGAGGAAUGAGUCUAAUAUAUCACUGGAUGGUAGUAUUGUGAGUGAGAUUGAAGGUGAAAGUGAAGUGGAUAGGUUAAAACGGCAAGUUGAGCAUGACAAGAAAUUAAUGAAUGCUUUGUAUAAAGAGCUAGAGGAAGAAAGAAAUGCUUCUGCAAUUGCAGCAAAUCAAGCAAUGGCCAUGAUUACUCGAUUGCAGGAGGAGAAGGCUGCACUCCAAAUGGAAGCCCUGCAAUUCAUUAGAAUGAUGGAAGAGCAAGCUGAAUAUGAUGGUGAAGAUUUGCAGAAGGCAAAUGACCUGCUUGCUGAUAAAGAACGGGAAAUUCAAGAGCUAGAAGUGGAGCUUGAAGCCUACAAGCAAAGAAUACACGAUUUGACCCAAAUAACAGAAGCAAACACUGUAUCUAAUAGACAGAUAAAGCUAGCGCCAAAAGAUAAAAGUUCUAUAACAGAUCGAAAUGAUGGUGAUAUGUCAGAUAGCUGCAGCAAAAUUCACGAGGCAGAGAAAUGUAAGCACAAGAACACAAAUAUGAACAGUUCACUGCCAGAUCGCAAACAUGAAUCAUAUUUUAUUCUCCAGUCAUUAAGAAAAUUGGAGAAAAAGCUCCAACUCUUUUUAAGCAAUGAUGGGGCUUCACUCAUAUCAAAUGGCGAAAACCUCUGCACUGAGGAAAAGCUUGAAACAAUACACUGCGAGCUGACUGCUGGUGAUGCUUCUCUAAGAAGUGAUGAAAUUGAGAAGCUCGCUUUGGUUGAGCAUUCUGUAGCGCAGGAAAGAAGAGAUUGCGCUCAAGGUGAGACGGCUACCCAAUAUGAGGACAAUCUACCAUCAUGCGCAGGGAGUAUUGAACUUCAACUUGACAGAAUUAUGUGCCAGGAUGAUGAAUCGGAGUUGAAAAAAGAGUUUCUUGUGUUGACUGGAAGGUUGGAAGCACUUGAAGCAGAAUUCAGAUUUCUUGAGAACUCAAUAAAAUCACUCGGUAAAGGAGAUGAGGGACUUAAAUUUAUUCAAGACAUAGCUUCUCAAGUGCGAGAACUACAUGCAAUUAGUUUCAAAAGUAGUAACUAAGAAGUCCUGUGUUAUUCCUGCAUGAGGUAAUUGCUCUAUUUCAUCUCUCGAGACCUGUUUCUUCCUUUGUAUGCUGCUAAAAGCACCACUUCACUUGUUAAUAGUUACUUAAAUCCUACCAUCGAAGUUAAACUAUGUGUCUCAAAAUGCAAAGUCAAAUUGAACGUUAGAUCCACUAAUAAUCAGGUACUCAUGUACUGUUUGUAUGUAUGACACUCUUAUGCCCAAAAUAUCUCUGGCGAAUCAGCAAUUCUUCAGAUCUUUGAAUGUUUUGAGCAUGAUACUUCACUUCUAUUUGCAUCGAUAAGUGUUCUAGCCUGAUCCUUGUGCUUAGUUACGGUUUUUGAAGUCAAAUACAUAUUACUUGCAUUUUGGGAGUCAGUUUUGGAGUUAUAAAUAUGACUAGAUUUUAGGCCUCUUUAGUAUAUUCUCUAUUUUCUUUUGCUAGUCACUGAACCGAGUAUAGGUGGUUUAGUUUUCGGUUUCUGAGUCAAAAGACGCUGUUAAACAGAUCGUUAUCUUUAGGAAUGAAAUUAAACUGGUUUCCAUAUUUAUCUUUUGUCUCUGGUUUUUCUGGGUUUUCUGAAAAUAGGUCUAGCAUCAUUCUAUUUCUCGAAUGAAAUCCCAGCUCUUUGCUUUAUGAGGGGGUCCUGUCACCUGUGAGCGCAUAAAAUCAUAAAUGGGCAUAAUUUUCCAAGAUACCGUUGUUCUUAUCUUUCCUUUCUAUUGUCUUACAGAAUCCACAUGUGUUGACAGGAAAGCAAACGUCCAGGUCUGGUUAUGUCUUGUUUCCAGUAUUCAGGAGAAAGAUAAAGUUUGAAGAACUUAUUAAAGUUCAUUUUUGUAAAGCAGAGUAAAAAAUCAAAUUGUUAUCACUACUUGGGUUCCUAGGAAUCUAGCUUGACAAUAGAAUUAUAUUUCCUUAAAAAGCAUUGUACAAAUUUUGAUAUGGAGUCUAAUUUCUUUAAAUCAUCCUCCUCGGUCCUCACUGUGACAUCCUUCUCCUUUCUGUAAGGUUGUUUCUGCUAUUAUCACCUAGUUAGCUGGGGUCGAUGAAUGAACAAGAGAUUUCCUGCAGUUGUUUUCACUUGCCAACUGUACAUUUAUAGAAGUGACAUAACAUCUAUGUAUUUACUCCUGCCUUUCUUGGUUCACUUUAGUUCCAGUUUGUUGGAUGCCAUGACAAGGACCACAUGGAUACUACCCAUGAGGUAUCCUUUGCACCUAGAACCACGCUGGAUAGUGGUUUUGCUUCACUUCUUAGCCCUUGAAUUAAGACCUAAGUGUCUGGUUGUGGGAUUCUCUUUCAUGGCUGUCCAUCAUAGUUUUUAGUGCCACUGCUGCUAUAAUAAACCACUAAUUGAGCCCUGUCAUUGCUAUAGUUAAGUGAUAAGCUGGUAUUUUAUGAUUUCUUGCAUACUUUUUGGUUAAUGUGGAAUCACGUAGUGAAUGACUGGUAAAAUAUCCUCCGUAUAGGUAGGUCGUGGUUGCGAUACGUGGGUCAUGAUGGUUAUAUCAUUAUGCAACAAAAAGUAGAAACAGACCAUUUGAAGCAAAAAAAGCGUGCCUUAUAGUGGCAUUGAAUCUGGUGGUUCUCCCUUGUGUUAUGUUGUGUUGAACUUAAUUCUUUUAUCUCUUUGUCCUGAAUGAUUAAAUAAUUAGUGAUGAAUAGCCGAUCCCACUCUGACUCUUUACACUCUCUCCUUUUUCAUUCUUUGCUUUUCCUUAUAUGUUUCUUAUUUUGCGCCAUGUUUCUGUUUCAGAUGCCCAUUUGCGAGAGAGAUGUGUCUUUCAAAGAGAGGUGUAAUGCCUUGUGUAUCAGAUACACUGACCCUUGAUCCACGGUGAGCCAGGAUAUUAAUUAGGUACUAUCUGAUUGUGGAGUUGCUGGGUGCGCUGUACAGUAUGAUUAGCCUUUUUUUCGGCAUAAAGCAAGUAAAAUAUUUAUUAUUGUUUUUAGGUGUGUAUUCUCUUGCCUGCUCUCCAUCUUUCCCUCAUUCAACUUUCCACAUUGACUUCCGACUGAGUGCUUGGGAAAUAUUACUAGGAGCUUUAGUUCCAUUUUGAGAGAUUUUUAUUCACCUUCUACGAGAUGAGAUUAAUUUCUUUGCGGAGGGUUCUAUUUUUCUGUUUUUUUUUUUUUUAUAAAUUUUGUUGUCCAAUUUUUUUUGGUGUGUAGAGGAACUGAGGAUGAUAAUUUAUAUGCAAAGUGAGCUUAUAUCGUGAUUAAUGUGUAUUUUCUUUUCCAUAUCUAUCACUCAAUUUGACUACCUAUACAAUAUAUAUACCUACUAACUACCAUUCUGUAUUUACAAAUAUACCCUGAUCUAAGUAAUUACAUAAUUCUAUGUACAAG
Molecule: messenger RNA, 5343 nt
Organism: Oldenlandia corymbosa var. corymbosa
Lineage: Eukaryota; Viridiplantae; Streptophyta; Magnoliopsida; Gentianales; Rubiaceae
Source: the annotation of a GenBank genome assembly